CACUCACAGAGAGGUACCGCAGCGGUAGGGUACGGCAUUCCCCUUCUUAUUUACUUCUUACCGCCUACAGGGGACGUUAUUUACGGCGGGGAUCGAUUGUACAUGUUAACGCUAUCCGGCUCCAUCUUCGGUAGCCUUGGUGCUGAUGAGUAUAUCGACCUGCGGGUGGAAUAAGGACAGCGGAGAGGAGGAGAGGCUUGUAUGGGAGCACAGGGCUGUCUGCCCCCGCAGAUGGGGCGCCCGUACCCCUAUCUUUGUCAGCAGGUAAGAAGUAUGAGGGUGACGUCAGAAGAGGAGGGUGUGGCCCUCGUGAUCGACAAUGGGUCCGGGAUGUGUAAGGCAGGGUUUGCGGGGGAUAACGCGCCCAGGGCCGUGUUCCCUGCAGUGGUCGGCUCUCCGAGACACGAGGGAAUUAUGUUAGGUAUGGGGGCCAAAGACGCGUACGUGGGUGACGAGGCUCAGAGCAAGAGGGGGGUGUUGUCCCUGAGAUAUCCCAUGGAGCACGGCAUCGUCACCAACUGGGACGAUAUGGAGAGGGUGUGGCAUCACGCCUUCUACAAUGAGAUGCGGAUGGCCCCCGAGGAGCACCCUCUGCUGGUGACCGAGGCACCCAUCAACCCUAAAGUCAACAGAGAGAGGAUGACAAUAACGAUGUUCGAGACGUUUAACGUGCCGGCCCUGUACGUGUCCAUCCAAGCCGUGCUGUCCCUGUACGCCUCCGGCCGGACCUCUGGGAUCGUGCUUGACUGCGGGGACGGCGUGUCCCACUGUGUCCCCAUCUUCGAGGGGUACUCCCUGCCGCACUCCAUCAUGAGGCUGAACCUGGCGGGAAGAGACAUCACCCAUUACCUGAUGAAGCUGCUGACAGAGAGGGGGUACUCAUUCGUCACCUCAGCCGAGAGAGAGAUCGUGAGAGAUCUGAAGGAGAAGACGUGUUUUGUUUCCAUGAAUUUUGAGGAAGAGAUGAUGAGGAUAGCCAUGAACACAGAGCAGAUGUACAAGAGGACCUUUGAACUUCCGGACGGACAGAAGGUCACCAUCGGCAGCGAGCGCUUCAGGGCGCCCGAGGCGCUCUUCCAACCAUCCUUCCUCGGUAUGGAGUGCUGCGGUAUCCACGAGACCACGUACUUCAGCAUCAUGCGCUGUGACCUUGACAUCCGUCGUGACCUCUACGCCAACCUGGUGCUCUCGGGAGGGUCCACUAUGUUCCCGGGGGUGACAGACCGUAUGCAGAAGGAGAUCCUGUACCUUGCCCCUCCCGCCAUGAAGAUCAAAACCGUCAGUCCGCCGGAAAGGAAGUACUCCGUUUGGAUAGGUGGUUCCAUUUUGGCGUCGCUCCACUCUUUUCAACAAAUGUGGAUCAGAAAGUUUGACUACGAUGAAUACGGACCCACCAUUGUUCACAGGAAAUGUUUCUAAGAAAAGCUAAGAAAAACAUACUGGGACCCUACGAUAUAGUGUACUCUAAACAAGUAGGUAGUUUUGUGAUACACCAUAUAUUGGAAAUAUUUCAUAAGAAAAAUUACACCAUUAGACAACGUUUAAACACGAAGAAAAUGGAACACCGUUCUCAGAUAUGGUGCUAUGAUCACACUCACUUUUAUAAAUUCUUAAAGAAAAAACUUUGAUUUGACUACUUCUGUAACAACCUAGGUCAGUAAGGGCGAAUAUGUUACCAUUGAUAACAUUGCAGUGUACUCCAUAGAUACUGAAAAAAAAGACAGGUUUGUACCUAUGGCUAAAUACUUAUAUUCUUGAGUUUUCCUGUAAAGCCACAACGAAAAGGCAGCAAUGUAAAGAGGAAUGUUGUUAUGAUAGAUUGAUAAUCGAUGAAGCGGCCAUGGAAAAGGAACAUGCUACAAACCAGAGUUCUUAGUCCAGGAACUAUAUAACAGAAUUCAAGUUGUAAGCUAUAUACGAUGUGUCUAUUUUCAAUUUAUGAAGACCAGAAUGUUCAAAAUAAAUAAGAAGCUUAAGCCAGGGACACAAAACGAAGUUGACAUCUGCCCCCUAGCGAGGUUAGAAAUCAUGACAAGUAGCCACCAUAUUUGACUUAGACAUAUAUGAUUCAAUAAGCAAUCAUGUGUAAGGUAAAUAAACAGCGUUGUUGCAUCUUGUGUUGUGUAUAUCAAGACAUUCUAAAAUAUGGCACCUUUUUUCUUCCUAGAUUAGAUUUUAACUUCGCUAAUCGAAGAAACUAUGUCAGAAAAAUGCAAUAAUGUUUGUGUGUUUGUUUGAUGGGAUGGAAUCUUUUCACUGUUGGUCAAAUAUAUGUAUAUUCUUACUUUUGUAGUAAUAGUCUUACUGUUUUAAGAAAUUUUCAAAAAACAUAGCACCAUAUAAGUGAUGUCUAUUAUUUAGCUUUAUCCAUAUUAUCGAAGUGGCAAAGUACUAGUAACACUUUUACCCGCUGCUUACUUGCCACACUUGUUUCGCUGCACACAGAAGUGGGUCCACUGUCAUGUUUGUAUCACGGCUUUUGUAAAUAAAUGGACAGUUAAGGACCGA
This is a messenger RNA of Branchiostoma floridae (Florida lancelet), 2508 nucleotides long. Its product is annotated as actin, alpha cardiac muscle 2-like. Bases 202 to 1419 code for a protein of 405 amino acids. The record is from RefSeq and is a predicted model, not a curated record. The transcript is spliced from 6 exons. Lineage: Eukaryota; Metazoa; Chordata; Leptocardii; Amphioxiformes; Branchiostomatidae.